GCUUUAAAUAUGGCGCUCCCCUUGGCACAGUAUUAAUUAUCUUUAGUAUUAUGAAUUCCUCUAACCUUAUUGAAUGUCGUUUAUUAAUUCAUUAGGUAAUAGCUGGUAUUAUACUAGUCAUCAUGUUCCUAACAAUAAAAAAUAAAUGAAGAGUAUUCUUUUAUUGCUUCAUACAAAUUGAGACAUGACAAGUAUAUUAUAAAAAAUAACUCGAAUACUAGUAUAUUUUAUAGAAUUAAAUAACGAAUAGAAUAAUAUUUUACGAAAAUGUCUAUACUGAGGGCUGUGUUAUUUAAACAUAUUAAUUAUUCAAAAUGUUCAAGGGAUUCCUUGUUAUUAUUUUUAUCGAAACAAAAGGACAAACCUUUUGAUCUAGCAAAACGAAAAUUUAACAGUGGUAUCAAAGAGACUGUAAAAAAUGACAAUAGUGGAUUAAAAAAUUUCUCAACAAUUUUAAAAUUUGGUUCAGGUGGUUUAAGUAGUAUUGUAUUAACAUGCAUGAUAAAGUGUCAUACUUCUGCUGUUGAAGGCAAAACACCUAAAAUUUCGGAAAAUAUUACAAAAGAUAAUAAAGAAUUGACUUUGAAAUGGAAAAAGUUUUUAGAAUAUUUGUAUCCAUAUCUUUGGCAAUUAUUGAUAGCUUUGUCAAGUGCAAUGGUUGUUGCUGUAUUAAAUAUUUGGAUACCACAACAUGUGGGACAUGUUAUAAACAUAUUAACAAAAAUCUGUCAAACCAAAGGGGAAGAUAGCUUAAAAACUGUGCUAUUACAAUUGACAGAACCUGCACUUGCAUUAGCACGUAUGUAUGUUGCACAAGCACUUUUUACCUUUGUAUAUAUUUAUAUGCUUUCACAUGUGGGAGAAAGAAUAGCUAUGAAUUUAAAGAAAGAUGUAUUUAAAUCAAUUAUAAUGCAAGACAUCACGUUCUUUGAUAAGAAUCGUAGUGGUGAAAUAGUAAGUCGAUUAACCAGUGAUAUUCAAGACUUUAAAAGUACCUUUAAAAUAUGUAUAUCACAAGGCUUAAGAAGCACCACGCAAAUUAUUGGUUGCAUAGUUUCUGUGAUAGGGAUUUCACCACAAUUGACUGCAGCUACAGUGUUAUCUUUGCCUACCAUAAUUCUUAUUGGUACAUUGCUUGGAAGAGGUUUAAGAAAAUUAUCUAUAGAGGCACAGAAUCAACUUGCUAAAUCUGCAGAUGUUUGUGAGGAAGCCAUACAAAAUAUUAGAACGGUGAAAGCAUUUUCAGCCGAAGAAAAAGAGAUAGAAAUGUUCUGUAAAGAAACUACAUUAGGAGCUGCAUUAUAUGAAAAAUUAGGUUUGGGAAUUGCUUUGUUCCAAGGGGGGACAAAUCUAUUUCUCAAUAGUAUCUUACUUUGUACUUUAUAUUUUGGUGGACAUUUAAUGUCUACUGGGCAAUUAUCUCCAGGAGAUUUAAUGGCGUUUUUAAUGGCCACGCAAACUAUACAAAAAUCUUUAUCUCAAUUAUCAUUGUUAUUUGGAUCAUAUGUUAGAGGUGUUAGUGCUGGUGCUAGAGUUUUUGAGUAUCUAGAAAUGCCACCAUCAUAUCAGAUGAUUAAUGGAGAAGUUAUUACAGACCAAUCCCUAGCAGGAAAUAUCACGUUUAAAGACGUAGAAUUUAGCUAUCCUACUCGUCAAGAUCACAUUAUUUUAAAGAAUUUUAGCUUACACAUUCCUGCUGGGAAAACAGUAGCUAUCGUUGGUUCUAGCGGCAAUGGAAAAUCAACGAUAGCUGCCUUGUUAGAAAGAUUUUAUGACAUUAAUAAUGGCUCAAUUACAAUUGAUGGUAAAGACUUAAGAUCGCUCAAUGCUAGUUACCUCCGAGGUAACGUUCUAGGGUAUAUAAAUCAAGAACCUAUUUUAUUUGCCACUAGUAUUAUGGAAAAUAUACGAUAUGGAAAGCCGGAUGCUACAGAUGAAGAUGUCAUUGAAGUUGCUAAAGAAGCAAAUGCUCAUGAAUUUAUUAUGAAUUUUCCGAGUAAGUACGAUACGCAAGUAGGAGAAAGGGGAGCGCAACUUUCCGGUGGACAAAAGCAACGUAUUGCAAUCGCAAGAGCUUUAUUAAAAAGACCUUCUAUUUUAAUCUUAGACGAAGCUACAAGUGCGUUAGAUUAUGAAAGUGAACGAAUUGUACAGAAAGCGCUAGACAAUGUUACUCAAGGAAGAACAGUCGUAGUAAUCGCUCACAGAUUAAGCACGAUUAAAAAUGCUGACAUUAUUGUUGUAUUGCAGCGAGGAGUAAUCACGGAAAUGGGUACACAUACAGAAUUAAUUAAAAAGAAAGGCUUAUAUUACACUUUAGUAAACGAACAAGACAAAGUUAAUGCAUAAUAUUAAUGAAACUCUAAAUCAUAAUACAAUUUCUAAAAUAUUUAUUUUGGAAUAAUAGGAAUAUUAUUUAAGGACGUUGUAUGAACUACCUCCGAUUCUAAUAUAUACAUACACGCUUAAAUAUAUAUAAUUUAUAUUUUCAAA
Molecule: messenger RNA, 2493 nt
Organism: Bombus pascuorum
Lineage: Eukaryota; Metazoa; Arthropoda; Insecta; Hymenoptera; Apidae
Product: mitochondrial potassium channel ATP-binding subunit
Exons: 10
Coding region: 268-2349 (693 amino acids)
Biological process (GO): transmembrane transport
Cellular component (GO): membrane
Molecular function (GO): ATP binding; ABC-type oligopeptide transporter activity; ATP hydrolysis activity
Source: RefSeq, a predicted model, not a curated record